This is a messenger RNA of Chanos chanos (milkfish), 8502 nucleotides long. It is a transcript of the gene map1ab, whose product is annotated as microtubule-associated protein 1Ab. Bases 1 to 8502 code for a protein of 2833 amino acids. Lineage: Eukaryota; Metazoa; Chordata; Actinopteri; Gonorynchiformes; Chanidae. Gene Ontology annotation, biological process: regulation of microtubule depolymerization; dendrite development; microtubule cytoskeleton organization. Gene Ontology annotation, cellular component: neuronal cell body; cytosol; microtubule. Gene Ontology annotation, molecular function: actin binding; microtubule binding. The transcript has 10 exons. The record is from RefSeq and is a predicted model, not a curated record.
AUGGAGAUGGAUUCGGGCCCAGCGUCGGCCCACAGUACUGUUGUCAUGGAGAUCCCGCCCCGAGGUGCGCUUGCAGUGGUAGAGGAGGACGAGGGGGACGGUGCUGAAGACAGGAUCCAGCACCUUGGGCGGCAUCGGAGCCGCGGUCCACCCUCUGGCUGCGGGAACUACUCCAUGCUUAUCGUGAUAGGAGAGAUUGCAACAGAACAGCAACUGCAGUCUGCCAGAGAGCACAUUGAGCGUGGAAUCCGUUCCUGGGAUGUUGACCUUUUGUCCUGUGCUCUGGAUCAGCAGCUUCAGCUCUUUAUAACUCGACACUCAGCCCAGUUCUCUGCAGAGGUCAGAGGACAAAGGACCUUACACCAUAAAAGUGAUGUUCUUGAAACUGUGGUCUUAGUCAAUCCAUCAGAGGCCUCAGUUGCUUUAGAGAUCCACUGUCUUCUUUCUGACCCAGCUGAGCACAAGCUACUGGUUCUGAGUGGACAGACUUCAGACCAAGGUGACCUCGUUCUCCAGACUGGGGUGUUUACUUAUCAAAUCUUCUCUCGUGUCUUUGCUGAGCACAGGGCCCGUGACCUGCUGGGAAAAGCAGCCCCCCAGCAGCGGGCCACACUUACGGUGUUCUGCAGAACAGAGGUGGGCUGGAGCUCUCUGGGGCAACAUUUAAAGGAGUAUCUGGACUACAGACUGAACCCUGAACCUGUGCUGCCCAAGAUGGAGGGUGUCACAGAGUUCACAGAGUACAUAUCUGAAACAGUGGAUGUACCGUCUCCAUUUGAUCUUCUUGAACCUCCCACUUCUGGAGGCUUCCUAAAACUAUCCAAGCCCUGCUGUUACAUUUUCCCCGGAGGAAGAGGGGACUCUGCACUUUUUGCGGUUAAUGGCUUCAACAUUCUGGUUGACGGUGGAUCAGAGCGUAGAUCAUGCUUCUGGAAACUUGUCAGACACCUGGAUCGCAUUGAUUCCAUUCUUCUUACCCAUAUUGGAGCCGACAACCUUCCCGGCAUCAACGGACUCCUCCAGAGGAAGAUAGCAGAGCAGGAGGAGGAGCAGUCACAAGGCUCCACCACCUACAGUGACUGGAUGAAAAACCUGAUCUCACCAGAGCUUGGUGUUGUGUUUUUCAACGUACCUGAGAAGCUACGCACGUCUGAAUCGAAUUUAAAAGUUAAGCGGAGUAUCGAGGAGGCCUCUCUUACAUUGCAGUACCUCAGUAAGCUGGAUAUUAAGCCUGAACCUCUUUUUCGAGUGGUCAGUAAUACCAUUGAACCUAUCACACUUUUCCAUAAGAUGGGUGUUGGCAGGUUAGACAUGUAUGUCCUGAACCCUGUGAAGGACAGUAAAGAGAUGCAGUUUCUUAUGCAGAAGUGGGCAGGAAACAGCAAGGCCAAAACAGGAAUUAUUCUCCCCAACGGAAAGGAGGGAGAAAUAUCAGUACCUUACCUGACAUCUGUAACUGCUCUAAUAGUGUGGCUCCCAGCCAGCCCCACAGAAAAGAUUGUCAGAGUGCUGUUUCCUGGUAACGCACCACAGAACAAAAUCCUUGAAGGUCUUGAAAAGCUGAAGCAUUUAGAUUUUUUGCGAUACCCAGUAGCCACACAAAAGGACAUAUCCUCUGGAGCAGCACCUUCAGCUGUAAAACAGACAAAGCUAAAGCAAAGAACAGACAGCAAAGAAAGUCUGAAAUCAUCUCACAAAACACCUGCCACUCCAAAACCCAAAAAAGAAACUGACGUACAGGAAGAUCUAUUGAAUAUUGAGAUGAAGAGUGAUUCUGUCAAAGAGGACAAGAUUGAGCAAAAAGAGGAGAAAAAACAGACUAAACCACUGAAACCAAAGGCUGAAGUGACCGAAAAGAAAAAAAUAUCAAAGGAAAAAAUUUUGAAAAAACAUAUCAAGGACAGGGCUUCCAAAAUGGAUGAGAAAAAAGACAAGGAAAAGAAAGAGAUUAAGAAAGAUCGACAUGAAAUUAAAAAAGAUGACACAGCAAAAAAAGUUGAGAAAAAAGAUGGUAGGAUAAAGGAGAAGGAACCCUCAAAACCAGAGCUAAGAAAGAUUACCAAGCCUGAUCUCAAACCUUUUACACCAGAAGUCAGAAAGACUCUUCACAAGGCAAAAGUUCAAGGAAAAUCCAAGACAGAGAAGAUCAAAAGCAUAGUUCACAAAGCAGACAAAAUAGAGGUGGAGCCACCUGCUGAGAAAGUCGAGCCAGAAGCUCUGGAGAAUGGAACAGGAGUAGACAGGUCUGCUCAUUCAACUCCAGAAGAUUUGACUAAGGAUUUUGAGGAGUUUAAACAAGGCAAAGUUUCUACAGAUGUAACUGAGCCAUCCGAAGCCCCUGCACUUUCAGAAGCACCAGAUAACAAAACUUUGUACCCAGGCCCUACUGAGGAUGAAGAAGGAUCUGUUUCCCCUAGCAAAGCUAGCGAAAUACAACAACCUGAACCCCUCGACAAAGGUGUGAUACCAACAGCUGCUGAGUUCAAGCAAGAACCUUUAACCCAAGAGAGUGCAUUGCCAACAAAAACAGCUUCUGUAAUCCAAGAAAAGGAAGCUGAAAUUUUUGAGGAUGAGGGUGCUGCCAUAGAAGAUGAAGAGGAAGAAGAGGACAAGGUACACGUUACUGAGGUGAGCAAAGUAGAGGAAGAAGAAGACAUGGGCAUAGGAGAUGAAGAAGAAGAUGGGAAAUGGAAAGACAGUAAAGAUUUUGAGGUGGUGGACCGCAAACAUGAAGAUGAGGAAAUGGAGAAGCAUACAGAGAGGGAGGAAGUGAAAGAAUCAAAGACUGAACCUGAAGAUGAACAGUAUGAAGAUGAUGGUAUUGAAAAAGCUGAACUGGAGGAAGCUGAAGAUUUGGAUGCCAUUGCAGAUGAGGAAAUAAAAGAUGGCGCUGAGGAAAAGGUCAGUAAAGAAUGGGAGCUUAAGCCGGCCGCAGAGACUUUUGGGACCAAAGAAGAUGAAGAUGCCUACCUGUCUAAUGUAGGGGUUGUUACGGCUGGCAUUACAUCUACAGCACAAGGAGCUGCUGCAGCAGAGAACAUAUCUUACAUCCAGGACGAAACUAUCCCUGGUUACUCUGAAACUGAGCAGACUAUUUCAGAUGAAGAGAUUCAUGAGGAAACUGAGGACAGGAUACCGCAACUGCAUUAUGAAGUUGGCACGUAUGAUAUAUCAGUCCCAGAUCAAACAGGCUCCUUUGAUGCCAUCCAUGGUAUGAGAGAGAUGCAAGCUACAGCUGAUAUAGCAGCAAAAGCCGGACAGGAACCUGUCAUUUCUGUAUACACUAACAUUAUUGCUGCUCCAUUGGCCGAGGAAGAACAUGUCUCUUCAGCCACAUCUAUUACUGAGUAUGACAAGUUAUCUUCUUUCCCCACCUCCAUUGCUGAAGAUCAGUCUGUUGCGUCAGUCACGGCACCACAGGCAGAGGAGACUGGAAAAACCUCUCCUUUACAAGACACUGUCAAUACUGUACACCCAUUGACCCCCUCUGAAGCUACCCAGGGAAAGGAGUACCUACAUUCUGCUGGGACCAUCUCACCGACAUCCUCUUCAGAGGAGGACAAGUACUUCAAGUCACCUCCUCCUGAGGAAAGUCCUCCUGUUGUCUCUGAUGUGAAAACAGAGGGCAAGGAAACAGAAGUCCAUUAUGAGGAGGAGGAGGAAGAGGAGGAGGAUCAAACACCAAAUAUUGACAUUACACUUGGUAAGCUGCAAGAGGGAUAUGCCUCACCUUUAAUGGCCCAAGGCAAGGAGACAGAUUCUGAUAAGGCCUACAUUGUUCAACCUACCCUUGAACUGACUCCAGAAACAAAAUCUGUAGAGAAAGGGGAAAACAUGGCUUUAUCACCCAGAGGAGACACAAUAUCUGAAAUACCUUCCAAACCCCCUUCUCCUUCACUUGCUAUUUCCAAAGCAUUAGUUCCUGAGUCAGGUGUUGAGGCUGAAGAUCGAUGCUUUAGUCCAGAUGACAGCACUGUGAAAAUGGCCUCUCCAACACAAUCUGGACCACCUAGCACUUGUCACUCUCCUCUCCACCUCUCACCUGUUGAGAGUAAGACCAAAGAUUUUCCAGAACCACAGGAUGCUGUCCAGUGUUUAGAUGCGAAACCUGAUGAUGAAAUUGAGAAACAAAAAGCACAAUUUGAUAUUCAAGAAGCAAGUUUGAAGGACAAGUACGAAGCAGAUACUCUUGGUGAAAUUCACAAGGUAGCUGAAAAAGACAUCCACACUGCAAAAGAACAAGAGGAGAAAGAAAAAUUUUCUUUCAAAGACUUCAGACAAGACCAAGAGAAUGGCGUUGAUGAAGAGGAGAUUAUAUGUGAUGAGAUGACAAAACCAGUGAAAGAAUCUGAAAUAAAAGAUGACAGUAUGACUGUGCAUACUGAAGAACAAAGCUACGGGCAAUCCAAAUAUGAUCCAUAUGAAAAGCCAGUCUCAAAGGACCUCAUCACAGAUACCAAGGUGGAAGACCUUCCCAUGUCUGAGCUGUCAGGAAGAAUAGAUAUUGCUGACAAUAGGAGAGCUAGCCUGUCUGCUGCUAUUGACAUAGAGGAACACAGUGAAGAAGAACCAGUGUCAUUUAGCAAAGUUGAUUAUCACACAAGUAUCCAGCUCAGUGACAGUGCCUUUUCUGAACAGGACAGUAAGGAGAAAGGUCAGGAAGAAGAAUUUGUGAAAGAAGUGAGACAUGAUACUCCUUUUGUAGACAAGAGCUUUACAUAUUCAGAAACUUAUGACAACCAGACCACACAAACAGGAGAUCCAAACUUACUUGCUGAUAAGCCGGAUAAGGUGGAGAAGGAUGAAGAGAACGGCAAAGGAGAGAGGGAAGACACCUCGUUAGCACUGCCCACAGCUUCUGAUAUUGACAGCACUAAGACAACUCCCAAAGGUGAGGUACACAAAGAGGAGGAAUCAUCUAAAAAAGAACUUCUGUGUCCAUCACCCGGUCAAUCUUAUUUUGAAACUCAAACCUCAGGAACUUCAUUACAGACUGAUGACAUGUCUGAAAGUCAGACCACAACAAAGCAAAGUAAGCAGAAGGGGGAAUCAGCAGAACUAGAGAAGUCAGAAAAAGACAAAAUGGCCUCCACCAAAUGUGAGAUCAAAACAGAGCAAAUUUCCUCUGAUCAUCACUCACCAGCAGCAAAAGAUAUUAUGCCUCAUCAGUCAUCACCUAACAAUGUAGAAAGCCAGUCUGCUGCUGCUCCUUGCGUUGCAUACAGCAAGCAACAGGUAGAUGAAAAUGUAGUUGCUUCUGAGUAUUCCUGCAAAGCCAGCUCUCCUGCCAGCAAAACACAGACUGGCUAUGAUGAAAGGGAAGCUGUCUCAACUGGAAGAGAUCAGAGGAUACUGGCAGAGGAAGAGUAUGUUUAUGAGGAUGAGGAAGAAGAAGAAGAAGGUGAGGCCAGUGACUUAGAUUUGGAGAAAGGUGCUAGGGAAAUAUCUGAAAAAGAAAAAGCGGAAUCUGGUGAUAUCUGCAGUGCUAAAUUCUCAGAGAAAUAUCAAGAGGAAAAAGAGAUUAAUAUUCAAGACUUGGGAUCCAGUUCCACAAAACAAGAGGAAGCCUUAGAAGCUGGGAGCAUCCAUCCAAAACAAGAAACAGCAGAACAUCUUUCUAAAGACUCAGCUACUCCCUCCUCCCAUGUUUCAGAAAUGCACCCUGAGACACUUGUGUCUGAUCAGUCCUCUGAACUUGGUCACUCCGAUGACAAGGAGGGGAAGGACACUUGCCUUAAGUCAAAGGACAGUGAUGUUAGCUCAGACUUCCUCACUAAGUCUGAAGAGGUAAAGGAUGAUUGUGAAGUGGGGAAGACUUCAGAUAAAGAACCUGAGAGAGCUGAGGGUGCAGCGUGUGCCUACACAAGUAUGUUUGCAACUGCUUAUUCUUCAUCGUCAUCAUACAGCUACUCUUCGUCAACUUCUGCCUCUUUUUCAACUGGCCACCCAUUCCCAGAGGGGUUAGAGGCCCAUAUCUCCAUGCCCAGUGCUCAUUUUAGGCCAGAUUCUGAUAGUGCUUCCAUUGAGUACUCAUUCAAAGAUGAACACUCCCUAACUAUGGACUCUCCCUUCUCAAGUUCUGGGGCACAGUUGAAAGAUGAAUACGUCGAGGUCUCUGAGAGACUUACCCCUGCAACUACGACAGCUGAAUCCACAUCUAGUCUUACAAGAUUUUCUCCUCUCAGUCCCUUUGAGGAGAGCAAACCAUUUUCUCCAGUCCUAGCAACACCAGUGGAAUAUAAGACAGAGGAUGAUGCAUCAUUAAGUAUCAAAGAGGACAAGGAUAAGUAUUCUGAUACACAGCCUGAAUCUGCAGAUGAACAAAUGUGUUCAAAAGUAUUGGAUUCUGUUGACACUAAGCAAAUAGAACCAGAGUCCACUACACAAAGUCUUUUUAAUGUUACCCCAUUACAGAAAGCUGACUCUAAAGACAAACACUCUCAAGAAGAAUCAUCUGAUAUUGAGCAGGAUGUUCACUCAAGCGAUUUUGAGGAAGGAACCUUGCCCUGCCGAAUUGAAUGCCAAAGAUCUUCGGUUGCUAGUCAGAAGGAAAACAUGACGUCUUUGCCAGAGCAACUUCCUGUUGACAAAUCAUCCAGUGUAACUGAUACUGUGCCUGAUGUGAUGAGGAAGCCAGAGGAAAGCUCAUCAGACAUACCUGCAGAGGUCAGCAAAAGCCCUGAAGAGGCUGCAGACACAGCAGUUGGAAGAUCCAGCGGUGACAAGGAUAUAAUGAAAACAGAGCUAAAAGUUGACAAAAAAGAGAAGGAAGACACAAAUAAGAUGGAUGAUCAGACAGUUGAUGUACAAAAAGAUAAGGAAAGCCAUUUACAAGAAGAAAAAGAGGAGAUGGUCCAGGGAACUAUUGAGGAAAAGCUUAGGGGAGAUGACAGAUUGGAUGGAGAGAAAGACAUUAAAGGGGAUAAACAGGCAGAAAAGCCUGAUGAAAAGAUAGACAGCAAAGAAAAACUGGAAAUGAAGGAUGAUAAGGACAAAGAAUGGAAGGGUGAGGAAGCAAAAGAAGAGGCUGAAAAGAAGGAGGAACAUGCAGAUGAAGGACAAGAGAAGUUAGAGCUAGUGGAGGAGGAGAGGGAGAUGAAAGACACUGAGAGUACAACAGUCAAGAGUAAGGCUGAAGAGCAAGAGGAGCAGAAUGGGUCUAGACAAAGUACCACCUCUAAAAGGUCGGAGACAGUUUCUACAGAUCAAUCCAAGAAGUCAGAGGAGUUCACCCGUCCUUCUGACUUGUCCAUGGAGGCCACUUCAUCACAUUCCACUACAGUAUACAAACACUGCAAAGGAGAGAGCUCACCGUCAUUCAUAAAUCCAAGCCCACAUCAGUUUUCCAGUGAGGAGGGAGAAGAGGAUGGUGGAAGUGACCAAUCGAGGGAAGAGUAUGAUGACGAUGAACGUGAGCAGCACUCAGUGAAGAGGAGGUCUCACAGGCAGCCUCAUCAUCACACUUACAGUCAGCAUAGUGACAGCAAGGAGGCAUCACACAGCCUGCCCAGCAGCAUGCUGUGUGCAGGAGAAGAAACCCCUCCCACUUCUUUGAGUGAAUCACUUCCCUCCCAGUCUGAUUCUGAUGUGCCUCCAGAGACAGAGGAAUGUCCUUCCAUCACAGCGGAGGGAAACUUGGACUCUGACGAAGAUGCAGAGCAUUUGCCUGUUGAUAAGCUGACUGCAGCUGGAGGUAGUGGCAGCCAUUAUUCGUCCUCCCCACGAAGUCAUGAUCCGCCACCUGCGCCCAUGAAAGACCCUGUCCCUCACCCUGCUCACCCUGAUGUGUGUAUGGUUGACCCAGAGGCUCUGGUUAAUGGCCAAAGCCACACAGAGCAGCCGGUUAAGAAAGACCUUAAAUCCAGCAAAGGCUUGAGGAAGACCAUUGGGAAAAAGUCUGCAUCACCAGCUCGUAAAGGUGAUACAAAAAGCAAGAGAUCUCCUACCCCAGUGAAACAGACAUCCAAGGACUCUUCACCCCAUGCUUCAUCUCUGAAAAGGAAAGAUUCUGAAAGGACAUCUCGGGUUUCCAGAGCAUCUGAGGUGAACGGAUCCAGGGGAGAUAAUAUCAACCCUGGAAAAGCACUGGUCAAUGGUGUUAAGAGCAAUUUAGGUUCCAAUCCCCAGAAAUCCGGUUCUGCUGUGCCACCAGGACCGCCCAUCUAUGUCGACCUUGCCUACAUUCCCAACCACUGCAGUGCUAAAAACGUGGACCAAGAGUUUUUCAAACGAGUUCGUGCAGCAUACUACGUAGUGAGCGGAAACGAUCCAGGCAAUGAUGAACCAAGCCGUGGAGUCCUGGAUGCACUGCUGGAGGGUAAAGCACAGUGGGGAACUAAUCUCCAGGUGACUCUGAUUCCAACCCAUGACACAGAGGUGACCCGGGAGUGGUACCAGCAGACCCAUGAGAAACAGCAGGACCUCAAUAUCAUGGUCCUUGCAAGCAGCAGCACUGUUGUUAUGCAGGAUGAGUCUUUCCCAGCCUGCAAGAUUGAGUUUUAG